AUGGUUAUUGCACAGUGCAAUUGUCUUUCUGUGUGCGAUCCGUUGACUGAUUCUGGAUCAUCCGUCAUCCCCUUGCGCCCUUGCACACUUUUUGCACCAUGGAAGCUGGAUCGUCCACUUGGUCUGCCGCCUCCGUAUUGGCCGUGGACUGCUAUCAGAUUUCGUCCCUCCAAUUUGCACUGCGCAAAUGUCUAUAUACAUAAUGACCGUCGUCCACUUCCUGUUGUUGUUACCUGGGUCAAGACCCUGUGUCAAGACGUCCUUCACCAAGGGAAGCAGGGGUUUCUGGAUCCGUUCAACACUUCUAUCCCACUUCAACAGCAUAUGCCUCUUCGCGAAGAGCAUUCGACUCCAAGGUGUCCUCGCCUGCCUGAAACCGCGCAGAGUGUGCUUGUAUCCUUCAAUCUUCAAUCAACAGACAAGGAAGGUAUUGGGAAAGACCCCCAACAUGCCUUCAUCACGCGAUCGACAGCCCGCUACCAAAACAUAUCGUCUGCAGGACAAUCAUCGGGAGUUCCUUUGACGGAAUCGAACCUAGCCGCGCACAACGCCCAAGUCCAGGCACGGGACUCUCCUCUGCGCCGUUGGUACUCCUCGACAGAUGACACAAUCUUUCAAGCCAGAGACGGGUAUGGGUGGGCUCGACUCGUCGAAAGUGAUCCUCUUGCGGCGGAGAUCGAUGCAAUCCUGAGAGAGAGGGGCCAGAAGAAGUGA
Zasmidium cellare ATCC 36951 is the source of this 714-nucleotide messenger RNA. RefSeq lists its product as uncharacterized. NCBI's taxonomy places the organism in Eukaryota, Fungi, Ascomycota, Dothideomycetes, Mycosphaerellales, Mycosphaerellaceae. The transcript is spliced from 4 exons. Bases 1 to 714 code for a protein of 237 amino acids. The record is from RefSeq and is a predicted model, not a curated record.